Messenger RNA from Boeremia exigua, 3720 nucleotides. RefSeq lists its product as uncharacterized. Lineage: Eukaryota; Fungi; Ascomycota; Dothideomycetes; Pleosporales; Didymellaceae. The transcript has 2 exons. Gene Ontology annotation, biological process: phosphorelay signal transduction system; phosphorylation. The record is from RefSeq and is a predicted model, not a curated record. Gene Ontology annotation, molecular function: phosphorelay sensor kinase activity. The coding region runs from base 123 to 3542 and encodes 1139 amino acids.
UACUCUCAUUCUACUCUCCAAUACGCAUCAUGACAUUAAGCAACGAAAAAGGAGGGUCGACAUAGGCUCUUGACUAUCAGCGAAACAGAUUAUGGCAUCUUCUCUUGGAUUUUACACCAAUCAUGGCCGAAGCCCCGCUUACGCUUCUCCUGGAAUAUCUGGAUUCGAAUGCGCAGCCGACGUUUGUAGCGCACCUUUCGCAUACAGACCACACGUUGCAGGGGGCAGAGCAACACUCGAUCUUUGCGCACACCAAUCCUGCAUUGUCAAGACUGGGGCCUCUCCACACGGAGGUUGUUGAGCGAUUGCAACGCCCGGAUGAUUCGGAUCUGAUUGCUCUCGGCAGACCUUCUCAGACAGGCCGGAACACCUACAUUGCUUCAUUCUGUGGCAUCAUUUGGGCAGUCACGAUUGUCGGCAGCAAAUGGCUCAUAGCCGUAUCAACAGAAGAACAUUAUGGCCCGAACAAGAGUGAAGGCACCGGGUCUUCACAGGUGGUGCACUUGACGAAUGCUGCUGCUAGCAUCGAAGCAUCAGUCCCACACACGCCCGCGACUUCCAAUGCCUCUGCCUCCCUUGCCAAGACAAAUGGCCAAAAGCUCCUGUUGGGAGCCGUGAAACCCAAUGGCCACUUGUGUGACCUCGCGUAUCUCGAAUGGAUGCGACAGUAUGAUUGGGCGUCUUCACCAGUUGGCCCAGUUGACGAGUGGCCGGUUGCGCUUCGACACACAUGCGAGCUCGCUCUGGCAACUUCGGACCCGAUCAACAUAGUUUGGGGAGAUGAGUGCACCCUACUCUAUAAUCAAGCUUAUUCAGGCAUCGUCGGAGAUAAGCAUCCACGUGCGAUGGGCCGACCUCUCAAAGAAAAUUUUCCACAGUGGCCAGAGUAUCAUCGGAUGUUUGAUGAAAUGAAGAGAACUGGUCAGUACGUCGAGCAAGAGAAACAGCGACGGAUCCUUGUGCGUGACGGUAUCUCGCAAGAGUGUUUCUUCAGCUUUCUGCUGGCACCUAUCCUUGAUGCAGAUGGCUUCGUAGUAGGCUAUACCACACGCAUUAUUGAAAGAACGAGACAGAUUGUAUCCGAACGGAGAAUACAGAUCUUGGCCGACACCAACCAGGCAGUAGCGACGAUGUACACGACGCACGAUCUGUGUGCAGCUGCAGCUGCCGUACUUGACAAACACACAAGUGACAUUCAGUUCGCAGCCAUCUAUAGUACGCAGGCUAAAGAUGACACACUGGAAUUUGUGCUGGAAGCUACCGCAGGCAUGAGUAAGGAGGUUAGGGGUGCAGCAAAAACGGGCGAUCUCGGUACGGUGGACUUUGGUCUUCAUCGCGCCCUUCUUGACGCCUGCACAACUCGUGAGCUGAUUACUCUAUCGAUAUUUGAUGACAGCUUGAGUCAGACCACCCUGAAGCAGCUGGAGGACCAUGGUGCGCAACCCUCUCGGGAAAUCGUCAUACAUCCAUUGAAGUGCUUCGUCGAGGACAGCAUAGCCGCUGUCAUGGUCAUCGGGACCGGUCCGCUGAGAAAGUUUGAUGAAGAUUACCGAUCCUUUCUACGGCUGCUAACAAGGCAGAUCGAGAACGGAAUCAAUGUAGCCAAGGGUAUUAUCAAAGAGCAAGAGACUCACAGAAAACAGCUCGCAUCUGAACUGGACAGGAGAUUUUGGCGAUUUGCACAAGAUGCGCCUGUUGGGGUGUACAUGUUCAACUCCGAAGAUGUUUUGACCUUCUGUAACACGGCCUUCGAGGAAAUAUGCGGGAUAUCCAAAGAGACACUUGCUGAGCCAAAAGCUUGGAUGGAAAUGGUUCACCCGGACGGUGUUGCAAAUAUGCUUGCAACGUGGAAAAGUUACACCGACUCGAGACACGAGGGGCCACUCACAUUUGAAGCUCAGUUCAAAAAGCCAUGGGCCUCCAAAGGCGAUGGUGCGAAAGUGAUGCUAGAUCGGACAUACGCGCUGGGUAUUCUUCAGCCAGAGUACUCUGAUGAUGGUAGGCUCAAAGGAACUUUGGGCUGUAUCACCGACAUAUCGUCUGUUAAAUGGGCGGAAAAGAUGCAGUCUGCGCAACUUUCCGAGGCGAUAGAACAGAAGCGACAGCAAGAAAACUUCUUGGACGUGACGUCGCACGAGAUGAGAAACCCUCUUAAUGCCAUAUUCCAGUGCGCCUACGAACUCACGGAGAACAUCAAAUUCGAGCUAGACAAUUGUAAGAAUGAUCGAAGACAAGCCGAAGCGUUGAGCGAGUCUCUUGAUCUAGCGAUCACAAUUACAUACUGCGCCAACCACCAAAAACGGAUUGUUGACGAUAUCUUGACGUUAUCGAAGCUAGACGCGAGGCUUCUUCAGAUCUACCCAGAAAGCACAAACCCCAUCAGGAUGUUUAGGGAGAUUAUCGGGCUAUUUGCCCCUGAGAUAAGAGCAUCGGGCAUGAAUACAAAUUUCAUGGUUGCCGAGGGCUACAAUCGUCUGGAUCUCAAGGGUAUCAUGAUCGACCCCAAUAGAGUAACACAGAUUGUCAUCAAUCUCUUAUCGAACGCCAUCAAGUUUACAAAAAAAGGGAAGAAGCGGGAUCUCGAGAUGACGCUCAAUGCACAUUUGGAAGAGCCAGCGAACAAGCCCCUGAGCACUGAGUACGUGAUCUCAGGCGAUCAGCAUCAGGACCCCACCAACCGACCAGAAUGGGGACAGGGCGAGGUCAUUUACUUGUCUUUCUCCGUUAAAGACAGUGGUUUAGGAAUGACCCCAGAGGAGGCUAGUAACUUGUUCAAGAAGUUUGCGCAGGCUUCACCUCGUACGCAUACCCAGUUCGGUGGAUCCGGUCUAGGUCUUUACAUCUCGCGCAACCUUGCUGAGCUGCAUGGUGGACGCAUAGGUCUCAGAUCACAAGCUGGAUUCGGGAGCACAUUCGAAUUCUACGUCAAAGUCCGUCGGAGCGAAGAAAAGGAGCUACCAAUCACGCCACUCGACAAAUUUAUGGCUGGCCACGAGCUGCACAGAACCAUGACCUCGCCAGCAAUGCAACAAGCCCAGCCGCUGGAUCAAUACUCUCCCGGGGUCGAGACACCUUUGCCACCGUCUUCACGGGUAAACGUUCUCGUCGUUGAAGACAAUCUGAUCAACCAACGCCUGUUAUGCAAACUCAUCACGAAACAUGGAUACGACACAACCACCGCAAACAACGGCGAGGAAGCACUUGCAUUCAUAGCAAGCUCCACCUGGAACCCUGUGCACACUAAGAAAGACAGCGAUAUUGUCCCAACAAUUGACAUCGUCCUAUGUGAUAUCGAGAUGCCGAUUAUGGACGGCAAGACCUGUGCGCGCCGUGUACGGCAGCUCCAGCAAGAACAUUUGCUUACUCACUAUAUCCCCAUGAUUGCGAUUACGGGAAAUGCGCGCCUCGAGCAGGUGGAAGAGAUGAGACAGUGCGGUUUCAAUGACGUUGUCACUAAGCCGUAUCAGAUCGAUCAGUUGCUGAGAAUUAUUGAACGGCAUGUGAGGAAACGCGAUGAGUACUCGGAUACUGAGGAAGAGUGAUGACGAGAAUUGAUAACCUCAGACUUUGCAGAAGUCGAUUAUGCACACAAAAUACACGUAAGAGCGAGUGGUCUCCCAUACAGGACUAUGUCGCGACUAGAAAUACCCAAUCACAACCAGUCAUAAGUAAAAUCUACCAAUCCAGAGAUUUAGUAUCGACUCGGGCACGCACUCAUUU